This is a messenger RNA of Diabrotica balteata, 1614 nucleotides long. Lineage: Eukaryota; Metazoa; Arthropoda; Insecta; Coleoptera; Chrysomelidae. The record is from the annotation of a GenBank genome assembly.
UUACGACUUACAUAUCAAGCAGGUAUAAAGUGUAACUUUUUAUUUUCAGUAUUUGUUGCUGUUGCAAUGAUCACUAAAGAGGUGUGGCUUAUAUGCAUUGUGUUGUCAACUUGUUUGGCGACCACAAUCAAUGUAUCCAAAUUCCCAAAAGAUUUUAUGUUUGGUACGGCGACUGCCUCCUACCAAGUCGAAGGUGCCUGGAACGAAGAUGGUAAAGGAGAAAACAAUUGGGACGAAGUAACUCACAGAGUGCCAUCACCAAUUGUCGAUAACUCAACAGGAGAUGUAGCUUGCGACUCGUAUCACAAAUAUAAAGAGGACGUGGCUAUGCUUAAACAUAUGGGAGUCACCCAUUAUAGAUUUUCAUUGUCUUGGUCCAGGAUUUUACCCACAGGUUUUAACAACAAAAUAAACCCUCUUGGAAUCGCUUAUUACAAAAACCUCCUCAAGGAACUUAGAACCAACAACAUCGAACCUUUAGUAACUAUAUUCCAUUGGGAUACACCUCAACCAUUAGAAAAUUUGGGUGGAUGGACAAACGAGCUAAUAAUUGAUAGAUUUGUAGAUUACGCCAAAGUAGUAUUUGAAAAUUUCGGUGAUGAUAUUAAAUACUGGUUGACAUUCAAUGAACCUAGUCAAACCUGCCAUGAAGGUUACGGUAAUCAUCAAAAAGCACCUCUCGUUGAUUCACCUGGUAUUGGGGAAUAUCUUUGUACCCAUAACCUCCUCAAGGCUCAUGCAAAAGCGUGGCAUUUGUAUGACGAACAGUUUCGUAGUACACAACAAGGAAAAGUUGGAAUGGCGAUAGAUACAGCUUGGUUAGAGCCAGACACUAAUAGUACUAAAGAUGUAGAUGCUGCAGAACGAGCACAGCAAUUUAGUCAUGGAUGGUUUGCGAGACCUGUAAUAUUGGGUGACUAUCCAGAAGUGAUGAAGACGGUAAUCGCAGAAAGAAGUUCACUUGAAGGCUUUAGUCAAUCGCGUCUUCCACAAUUCACACAAGAUGAGAUCGAAUACUUGAAAGGUACCCUUGAUUAUUUGGGACUGAACUAUUAUACCACGUUUAUGGUACAAGAUGCUGAUGAUAAACGAAUAGAUGUUAUUUCUUCUGAAGCAGAUGCGGAGGUUAACACGUAUCAAAAAGAUGAAUGGCCUAAAUCGGCCUCAUCAUGGUUAAGGGUUGUUCCUUGGGGACUAAGAAAAACAUUGAACUGGAUCAAGAACACAUAUGGCGAUAUUCCAAUAAUAAUAACCGAAAACGGUAUAUCUGAAGAUGGUUCUUCUCUAGAAGAUGAUUCAAGAAUUGACUAUUACCAGCAACACUUGAGCAGUGUAAAAGAUGCGAUGGAUGAUGGAGUAAAUGUUUUCGGAUUCACAGCGUGGAGUUUGAUGGAUAAUUUCGAAUGGUUACGUGGAUAUACAGAACAUUUCGGGCUGUACCACGUAGAUUUUACUAGCUCCAAUCGAACAAGAACACCAAAGAAAUCAGUGGAAUAUUUAAAAAAUGUGAUAAAAUAUGGAUGUGUUUUAGGAAAUUCUACAUGUGAUAAUUAAUUUUUUUCUGUCUUACAAAAGCAAUUAUACAUUUAUUUCUUAUAAAAAAUCUGACAAAGU